Messenger RNA from Paramisgurnus dabryanus, 449 nucleotides. The record is from RefSeq and is a predicted model, not a curated record. NCBI's taxonomy places the organism in Eukaryota, Metazoa, Chordata, Actinopteri, Cypriniformes, Cobitidae.
AGCACACUGAAUUACAGUUUCUGUAUCUUUCUACCAGAAAACAGCAAAUUCUUCAACCGAAAAUGAGCGGCAGAGGCAAAACCGGUGGUAAGGCCAGAGCAAAGGCUAAGACUCGUUCAUCCAGAGCCGGACUUCAGUUUCCUGUCGGCCGUGUUCACAGACUUCUUCGCAAGGGUAACUACGCAGAGCGCGUCGGUGCUGGAGCUCCAGUUUAUCUCGCCGCUGUGCUCGAGUAUCUUACUGCUGAGAUCCUGGAGUUGGCCGGAAACGCCGCUCGUGACAACAAGAAGACUCGCAUCAUUCCCCGCCAUUUACAGCUGGCAGUGCGUAACGACGAGGAGUUGAACAAACUCUUGGGUCGCGUGACCAUCGCUCAGGGCGGUGUGUUGCCCAACAUCCAAGCUGUGUUGCUGCCAAAGAAGACCGAGAAGCCCGCUAAAGCAAAAUAA